UGACCGUCAACUUGUCUGCAGCAGCCCAGCUGUUCUCCCACAGGAAAACAGUCGACAUCAUCCCCCCUGUGGGCCACUCCAGCCUUAUAACCGAGAGCAGAUGCGCCGCGCAGCCUCUCCGUGCGCGCCCAUCCAAACUCCGCCGGACAACUGUGGAGCUGCGCAACUGCGACACAACCGCGCACUCGGGAGGCUGAGCUCGGACCGACAGGAGCUCGCCAGAGAAACUUUUCUCGGAUAAAACGUGUUUUUUUCCUCGGGAUCCGCAGAGACCAACACCAGCGGGACAAGACAAGUCGAUGGGACAACGAGACCCGCGACAACUUGAAUCGCUCCAGCUGCGCGCGCGGUUCAGUUUGGCCAACUUUGCGCUGUAGCCUCAUCCGAGCAGCCUCAGUUCCGAGCGGCAGCAGCAGCAGCAGGAGGAGGCGGCUGGAUGUGGCAGGAGACGGGUCAGUGAGCUGCAGCGAGCCCGUGUGCGAGUUUCCCCACUGUCCAACUCUCCAAUGUCACCGGACAGGAUGCUGAUCAUUGGACUUCUGCUCAACGUCUUCUCCCAUGGUAGCCUCCCAGUAUCUGCAUCCUUUGAUUGUCUGGUGGCGGAGCAGGGCUGCAUUCAGGAGCACUCCUGCAUGGUUCUCUACCGGCUGCUGGAGUACUGUUCGGCUGAGGAGGCGGUGUCGCCGCUCGGCCCGAACGCCCGCCUGGAGUGCCUGGAGGCCCAGAACUCGGUGCAGCAGUACCGCCCCCUGCAAGUCUGCAAGUGUCAGCGCGGCUCUCGCAGGGAGGAGCACUGCCUCAAGGUCUACUGGACCGUGAGAUUUGCAGCAUACGAUGAGUAUGAGGUGUCUCCAUAUGAAGAACUGGAGUUGAAUCUGGUGAGAAACAUUGAGAUGUCGCGCAUGGCCUCCAUCAUGGCAGCCUCCACCCUUUCUGUGGAUGGCCAGAACCAGUGUCUGAAGGCAGCUCAGGACUGUGGCCUGUAUGAAAAGUGUGGCUCCCUGCGGUCCGAGUAUGUCGUGGCCUGCACCAAGCGAGCUGCGGCCUCUGAGAACAACUGCAACCGCCAGAAAUGCCACAAAGCCCUGCGGCGCUUCUUGGAGCGCGUACCGGAGGAGUACAGCCUCGCUCUGCUCUUCUGUCCCUGCUCUGACACUCUGUGUGGGGAGCGCCGGAGGAAAACCAUCGUCCCGUCGUGUUCCUAUGAGGAGAAUGUGAAAGGGGAGGAAAGGGCGGGCAAGCCUAACUGCCUCAGCCUGCAGAACUAUUGCUCCAGAGACGAGCUGUGUAGAUCACGGUUUGCUGAUUUCCAACACAACUGCCAGCCCUCCACUCAGUCUGCCUCUGGCUGUAUGCGAGAGAGCAGAGCCAUGUGCUUGAAGGCCUACGCUGGACUCAUAGGAACCAUCAUGACUCCCAACUACGUGAGCAACAGCAGCACGGAAGUGUCCCAGUGGUGCACGUGUGACGGCAGUGGGAACGAAUGGCAGGGCUGUCAGCGCAUCCUGCAUAUGUUCAGUAACAACCUAUGUCUGCGCAACGCCAUCAGCUCGAUGGGAAUCUCGGCGCCUCCCGCUGUGCAGAACACUCCUGUGCCAGCUUCUCAGCCCUCCCCGCGGGUCUACCAGGAGAGGGUCCAUGUCAGCGUCAACACUCUCCCAGGAUUCACCAGUAUGGAGGAGAGUGAGGGAGAGGAACAGGUUGAGGAAGAGACGGAGGAGUUCAAUGUCAUCCCGCCUUAUUCUGAGAAGGACUCUAACACUGAAUCGAGGGCCAGAGGGAGCCAGCAAGGGGGAUCCAGUCGAGCAGCACCUGCCCUGCCCUUACUGCUCCUGACCACACUCAUCCUGGACUGGAAUAGUUGGGGCUACUGAAGCCUCCAUCUCAUCCCCCGCUCAUACUUUACACUCGCUACCGCUUUCAAAUCCAUCACAGCACUCACAAUGAACCGUAGAGGACCUUGGUGAGGGAGAAAUUGAAAUGAUCUCUCUUAACUUUUCUCAUUCUUUCAGUUUCUCUUAAAAACAAAAUUCUACUGACUUCAUUCUGUUUCUCCUACCACUGCCUCCUCAAGUGUUGAAAGAUACCAUGUCGUCCUGCAGCAUCUACUGUGCCCUUGCCCCAAAGCCCACGAAAAGGAAGGGAACAAUGUGAGCAGAUAGUUGAGUGCAUGGGUGAAUUGAGAAGUGCAGUCUGGGCAAAAUACUCCAUCUAGAGCCUGCUUCACACUCAAAGUGCAUCCCCUCUUUUAACAAGAAGCACAUCGCCCAAGGCCAGAAUCCACUAUACGUGCUCCCUAACCCAUAACCAGUCUACUCCUCUGCAAGAGGACCUGAGCACGGCUUCUGAUUUCUAUUUCAUGAAUCAUGUCCCAUCCAUUUCUCUGCUUCCCCUUCAGCUCUUUCUCCCCUUCACACUGUGGUUGACCAAGAUCAUCCCCUUUACAACAAGCUAAUAUGAAACUGAACCAAACUUGCAGCUGCUUCGUAUUACAAAAACAUUCAAUAAAAGUUGAAUGCAUUGUCACAUUAUGCAUAUGAGAGAUCCUCUUCUGUCCCAACCUUUAGUUCUUUAACUUGGUGCACAUAAAAGCAGAGCGCAACACUCACUCCACUCUGACUCUUUUGUUAACCCACCACUUAGUAUCAUUCCUACAGGGGUAAAUGGCUGAGAAUUCCAACCACGGGCAAAAGAACUGAGAUCAAAUUCUAUUCUAUUGUAGAAGUGAUGAGCGGAGAAAAGCAACAUAAGCAAUUACAGCACAAUUCAAAUUGCUCAGCACGCAGGGGAAGUCUGGAGUAAGGCUCAGGGGAGGAGAUAGCCAAUUUACUGCUGUCAUACCCGCUCACUUUUUUAUCCUUCGGAGUUGUGUUUUUAGGGCUCCUGUCCCAUCUAGUGCUGUGGAUGUUGUGAGAGCGAGAUGUGGAGAUAGGGACGGACACAGGAGGCCGUAAAGCCUGCUGGCUGCUCUGAUCGUUGAGCAGUACAUUGAGCCAUUAUCUCUGCCUGAAGUAUCUUUCGCUGAUGUUAAUGAUUUUCUCUCUUAUGGCUCAUUUUCUUGUGAAAUUGCGCAGCUGCAGGGAUGUAGGUAAAGAGGAGUGUAGUAAAGUUUUUUCUUUCUUUUAAGAUGGAUAAACUUUUCCAAUUUGAAGAUAAGUUUGCAAGAAAUAGCCAGAACUGUGUAAGGAAACUUUCCUUUAUUCAUUCUUAUUCAAAGCUGUUGUUGUGUGUAGUAUUAACAGUGAUGGUGUUGCAAUCCGCUUGCCUUGCCGUCUCCAAAUGGCUAUGACCAUUUCCAAAAAAUAUAUCACUCAAUUAAAAUCCUUGGUUAACUGUAAAACACAAACGCGUGUCAGUUUUUUAAACAAACCUCAGCCAAGUCCCAAACGUCCCCUUAUGUAAAACAAUGUUUAUGUAAAACCAGAUUUAAAUUCAUAAGGUUUUUUAUUCAGAUCUGCACCAAAUGAAACACUUAUUAAAUGAAAUGAGUCUCCUAAAUAAAUAGAUUUCUCUGUCAAAUUUCUUUCAAUGUUAAAGAAAAGUUAAAUAUAGGAAUAUUUGAAAACAUGUCCUCCUUGGCAGAGAUGUUUGAAAAACACUUAAAGAGGUAGAAUUACCUUUUUUCUUUUAAUGCCCCCACCACUGGAUCGGUCUUGUUUACAUGAUGCUUAAUUGACACCAAUACUGACAUUGUGAUGGGGACUGAAAAGACAGAAAGGCACUGCACUCAGGAGUCAUGCAUUUUCAAAUGCUAGUCCAACCUCCACUUAUUCCUCAAGCUUAUUCUUAGUGGGACUAGAAUGGGUGCUGGUGGAGGUUACCAGACUUCCAGUGACUCUUACCCACUUCAGGGUAAAAUGACACCAUGCUGGUUUGUGGCAACUCUCGUGCUGAGAAUUUAGCUGCAGGAGGUUAAGAAGUGGAUGACGGAAAGGCCACUUAACAAGGCUCUGAAGUGUGACUGCCAGCUUAUAGAAAACACCCUACAAUGCUAGAGACUGGUACCCACAUAUAUAUAUGACGCAUAGCCAGACGACAGAAGAUAAAUAAAGAUGCUACAAAAACAUCAGCCAUCACUGUGCUGCAGCGUCACUGAGGCUUCCGAUUUCAAUCCAUUGAAUUCAUUUCAAAUUAACAGCAUCCAGGGGCAAGUCUCGAUUACUACAUCCAUUACAUACACCUGGCCUUUGUUUAUAUCUGUAAACUAUGUAAAGUACCAUCAAACAUGCCUUGUAUAAUUUUUUUUUGAUGGGCUAAAGAAAAAAAAGAAGCGUAUUCUCCAUACACCACUGAAAAUUAAUGUGUGAAUAUCCCUAAACUUUUCUUUUUGUUUUUGUUUUUGGUUGUAUCUUGAAAAUCCAGUUGAGAGAAAAUGUCCAGUAAAGUUUCCCACGCUGACCUUGUUUUGAAGAUGUAUCCAACAUGCCAAAUAAUGCUGAACACAAUGUGUAAUAACUGUGUAAUUUUGUGACAUAGCAGAAAGUGUGCCGGUUUGUUAAAAGAAGAAUAAAGUUCACACUGGAAAUUU
This is a messenger RNA of Platichthys flesus (European flounder), 4528 nucleotides long. RefSeq names its product GDNF family receptor alpha-4-like. The record is from RefSeq and is a predicted model, not a curated record. The transcript is spliced from 8 exons. Gene Ontology annotation, biological process: nervous system development. Lineage: Eukaryota; Metazoa; Chordata; Actinopteri; Pleuronectiformes; Pleuronectidae. The coding region runs from base 507 to 1874 and encodes 455 amino acids. Gene Ontology annotation, molecular function: signaling receptor activity. Gene Ontology annotation, cellular component: external side of plasma membrane; signaling receptor complex.